CACACACACUGACACACACACACACACUGACACACACACACACAAGUAAAUAUACAUAACUUGAUAGAUAAAUUGAGAGAUACAGACUUAGAUAAAUAGAUGUGCGUUAUAACAGAUGGACAGACAGACAGAUAGAUAGAUAGAUAGAGUGAGAGAGAGAGAUAAAGAGAAGGGGAGAAAUAGACACAUAGUGAGAUAGAUAGAUACAUAGAUAGGUAGAUAGAUAGAUAGAUAGAUAGAUAGAUAGAUAGAUAGAUAGAUACAUAGAUAGAUAAAUAGAUAGAUAGAUAGAUAAAUAGAUCGAUAGGCAGAUAGACAGACAGAUCGACAGACAGCUAGAUAGAUAAAUAGAUAGACAGACAGACAGACAGAUAGGUAGAAAGACAGGUCAACAGAUAGAUAGAUAGACAGAAAGAGAGCCGACACGCACAUAUAUAUGCAUAUAUAGAAAGAGACAAACUGACAGAUAGACAGACUGACAGAACUGACACACGGACAGAUUAAUAGUUAGGAUAGAUAGAAAUAGGGAAGAAGAAGGGAGAGCAGGAGGAGGGAGAGAAACUAAAGCAAAUAUCUGGGAAGGAGUCAGGGGAUGGUGGGGAGUCUUCAUUUCAAAACUAACCAUGGUUAAUGGGGGAAGUGAAUGAGAAAGAGGAGAGUCAUAUCACUUUUGCAGCAAUUGGCUCCAGAGCGAGUAGGGACCACCAUGGAUGGGGACUAUGAUGACGAUGAUUUCUGGGAGACUGGGAUGUCACGGCAACUGAAGAGGAACGACAGUCAUGUUUCUGCAGGCAACAUCUAUGGAAAACUUGAUGGUAGUGGGGAUGUUGGUGCUGUUGAUGGGGGUACUGGACCUGGUGGUGGUGGUGGUGGUGGUGGUGGUGGUGAUGGUGGUGGUGGUAUCGUUAUGGAAGUGACAGCAGCAACAGCAUCUGAGCAAUCAGGUGCCACUGCGUUCCAGAAGAAGGCCAAGCUGCGCAAGUCAGUGAUGUUCAGUGAUGACACCUGGACCCUCAUGUCACCAACGGAGAGGCACAGCCCUGGCAAACACAGGGGGGAGGAGGAGGAGGGUGUUGAUACUGAGAUGGCAGCUUCUGGCUGGGCUGCUGUAACAACGACAACAACAUCAAUGACUGCGGUGACACCUUCUUCGGCUGGUUUGUCAGGAACUGGUAGAAAGAAGCGGGAAAUUAUGACAGGAAAAGCAGCUAGAGCUUCAAGUGACUUUGAUGGUGGUGGUAGUAGUCACAGUAUUAGUAGAAGCAACAGCAGCUGUAGUAGCAGUAGCAGUGGUAGUAGUAAUUAUAGUAGUAGCAAUAGUAGUAGUAGUAGUUGUAGUACUUGUCGGCACAGUAAUGGUAGUAGUGAUAGUGGAGGAGGUGGCGAUGGUGGUGAUGAUGACAAUAAUAAUGAUGACGAUGAUGACGACAAUCACAGUGAUGUUGAUGUUGAAGGUGGUGGCGAUGGUGAUGACAACAACUCCGAUAGGAGAGAUAUGAUCUUGGAGCUACAACGCCUCCAUCGACAGCAACAUUUGCCAAGGAGAAAGAAGACAAGUAGCAAGCAAGAGGAGGAGGAGGAAGAGGAGGAGGGGGAAGUGGAAGAUGAGGAGGGGACAACUAAGAGCAGUAGGAGUAAUAAUAGCAGUAGCAGUAGUAGACGGAUGAGGAGGAGAAGACACAGCAGUCAAAGUGGACGUCAGCAGCUGGAGGUGAAGCUUACAGUUGAUUCCCUCCUGGAGGAUCACUAUGGUCAGCUGGUCAAGCUCUGUUUAGAAGAGAUCAAAGUGGACAAUGAAGCCAGCCGGAGGCACAUCCACGCCCGACAGAUGGAGCAGUUGUAUAGCACAUACAUUGCUGUCGGUAACAGACAACUAGCUCUCACCCCAGUUGCUCUCUACCCACACGGCUGGCCCCAGUAUGUGACGCGCAGGCUCUUCUACCCACCUCCUUCAUCUGCCACACCCUCAAUGGUGCAGUGGGAACGCAGCAGACGAGGUGACAGUGGGAGCAGUAUUGCUGCAUUUUCAACAACUUGUUCCAGGAGUCUUGGAGAGAAUGAAAUUAGACAUGAAAGGAUGAACCAAAGGUUGCUGAAUGGUACUCGCAGAGUCCAGAACAACAGGAAAUUGUUUCGAGCCAAAACUACAGUUAGCCCCAAAAAGUCAUCAGCGAAUCCUUUUUUUACCUCAUCAUCUUCCAAAGGUAUCUUUGACCGACAGGAGAACAUUCCAAAAGCACCACCACCAACAGCAGCGGCAACAAUGCCAACACCGUCAGCAAUGUGUAAGAAAAAGCCAUCAGGCUCUUCGUCCACGUCAUCGUCUGGCGGAGGCAGUUUUGUCCAUCAGAAGAAGUUUCCACUGCAGACAGCAUCGGAGGAAAAUGCUGCAAACCAAACCUGUCGUAAUGUUGACAACUGUUUCCGACCAAACAACAGUAACCCGCAUAUCCUGAAAUGGUUGCAGAAGAAAGACAAAGACCUUUGGCAACAGAAACGAGAGAUGAAGGUGAGAAAGAAGCUGGAAACCGAGAACAGAAAACUGGAUGCGGCCUUCAAAGCAGAUCGUCAGCUCCGCUCGAGUGCAGCAUUUGAAGAGUGGAUGCAUUGCAAGGCCAAAGAGAAGAGCUCCAUUGACCUGUCACAGGAGCCAAAACAAAGCCCCAAACCCACAUGUGGGUUUCCGUUUAUGAGCAAGGAGCAGCAUGAGUGUGAGGGUGAUGAUGAUGUUGGUGUUCAAGAGCAGAAGUUGUCUGCUUCUCAGAAGAGUUCAGGUUUUGUUAAAGCAGGCAGAAGUUUGUUGGAUGAGACUGAAGAAUUUGUAAAUGAGAAUCUCCUGAGGAGGACAAACCUUCAGAAUUGGCAAAGAAAAAACCCAGUUUCCAACUUCACAUCAAGUCAAGCAGGAAUUGGGACAGAUGUUCCUCUUGAUAAGCCUGAGAGUUCAACAAGAUUUGCUGACUGUGGUGUUGAUAAAAAAAAAGAGGAACUUGAAAUAGCUAGCAAGACUGAGAAGCAUGAUGUAAAGAAAUCCAGUUUGAUGUUCCAACGACCAGAUGAGGACAAUGAAAGAAACCAGGGAAAAGAGCAAAGUUUCUAUGGGAAGUCAGAAUCACAGUCAUCCUCACCUCCAACUCCACUGCCACUGGUAACGAAGAAAUCAACCUCUAGACCUAAAACUGCCCAUGGACGCCGGUCAAGGUGCUCUGCAGCAACAAACAGAGAUAAAUGUCUUGUAUCCCCUCAACCCAUGCCACUUCCAUCUCUAUAGACACCAGUUGUCUAACUUGAAUCCACAGAUAUACAAGAAAUUCUUGUCCUAUCCCCAUCUAUCUAUGCCACUUUGAACACUAUAGACACAAGCUGUCUAACCCAAAUGCACAGAUUCAUAAAAGAUACAUAUUUCACCUAUGUGGCUCCCCCCAUCUCCAUAAGCACAAGUUAUCUAACAUGAAUGUCCAGACAUGAAAGAAAUGAAUGUCCUGUGUCCCCACCUGUCUGUAGCACUUCUAAUACUAGAGACACAAGUUGUUUAACCUGAAUAUCUCAAUAUGUAAGAAAGAGAUGUUCUGUGUCCCUCUUUACCUAUAUCAUUUCCAUCUCUCUAGACACAAGUUGUGUAACCUGAAUGUACAGAGAUGUAAGAGAGGAGUAUUAUGCAUCAAUCUUGCAGCUAAUACUUUCCUCAUUAUAGAUAUAUAUACUAUUUUGAAAUCUGGACACACAUAUAUGUAACAGCCAAAACUGUUGCAUCACAAACACAAGGAUUCCUCUGCAGUCUGCAGAACUGGUAAACAAUUCAACUAGGAUCAGAUGUUUGUUCUCUUUAAAGCCUCAAAAAACAAAAACAAAAACAAAAAAAAAGUGUAAAGAAGAAAAUUAGUUCUCUGUUGAUUAUGACGACGAUUAGUUCCAGCUGAUCUGAUUUACAGAACAGCCUGCUUGUGAAAUUAACAUGCAAAUGGCUGAGCACUCCACAGACAUGCGUACCUUUAAUGCAAUUCCAGGAAGGUUUAGUGUGAUAAGGCUGGCCCUUUGGAAUACAGGUACAACUCAUUUUUGCCAGCUGAGUGUGGACUGGAGCAACAUGAAAUAAAGGGUCUUGCUCAAGGACACACAAAAACUAGCACACCAUCGGUUACAGCAAUGAGUAUUUCAGUUGAUCAACAGAACAGCUUGCUUGUGAAAUCAAUGUGUAAGUGGCUGAGUAAUCCACAGACAUGCAUACCCUUAACAUAGUUCUCUGGGAGAUCUGGUGUGACACUGUGUGACAAGGCUGGCCCUUUGAACUGCAGGUACAACUCAUUUUUACCAGUCAAGUUGAUUGGAACAAAAUAAUAGAAAGCGUUACUCAAGGACACAAAACUGUUGGAAAUUGAGCUCACUACAUCAUGAUCCUGAGCCAAACACCCUAACCACUAAGCCACUUCAUAAACUUCCAAUGACAGUUACAAUGGAUCACAUAAAGUUGUAGUCACUCAUUAUAAACUCACUAUAGUCCUCCACUCUACCAUUACAGCUGCUGACAAUCUACAGACAUCCAAGGUCACAUCUAGAGAGACUUGUAAGAGGCGAUUGUGCUGGGACCUUCAUCUACAAGAAUAGGAAGUCCUUCCACUAAAUUCCCUGUACUUAUAUAUUGGUGAAUCUAUUUAAUCUUUUCUCUUAUAUUAAUUUAUUCAUUAGGUUCUGAUGAAAUGAUCAUGUGGUUUAUGUUACAUAAUCAAUAUUACAUAAUCAUUGCUUGCAUUCAUGAUUUUCCAAGUUGUUAAAAUGAUUUGAUUCAUGUUGUUGAAACGGCUGUAACCAAGAAAUAAAUGUGAUGCCAGUA
Messenger RNA from Octopus bimaculoides (California two-spot octopus), 4831 nucleotides. RefSeq lists its product as uncharacterized. Lineage: Eukaryota; Metazoa; Mollusca; Cephalopoda; Octopoda; Octopodidae. The record is from RefSeq and is a predicted model, not a curated record.